AUGGCGACACCAAGCCAAGCGCCCAUCAUCAUCAUCGGCGGCAGUCUCGUAGGUCUCGCCAGCGCGCUCUUCCUCGCCGCCCGCGACGUCCCCGUCGUUCUCAUCGAGCGCCACACCGCGAGCUCCCCCCACCCUCGCGCCAUCGGCUACACCUCAAGGACCCUUGAGUUGCUCCAGACCGCUGGUAUUCCGCCCAGCGCCCUCCAAGUAGGCAAGGGCGCGCCGGGCGGCCGACCGCGUCGUAUCAAAGUCAAGAGCCUGGCGGGCACGUGGGCCGACGAGCAGCACUGGAACAAUAACACCAAACCCAACGGCGGCCCGAACGGAGGGCAUCCGGCCGGAAAGCCUCGUGGCGGCCCGGCGGCCGGCGGGCCCCCUAGCAGCGGGGGCAAGGUCUACGCACCAAUCAUAGGCACGGCCAUCGCCCAAGACCGCCUCGAGCCCAUCCUCCGCCAACGCGCCCUCGAGCUCGGCGCCGAUCUCCGCCUCGGGUGGAAGAUGACGAGCUGGAGCCAGUCGCCCGAAGGCGUCAGCGCCACCGCCGUCAACAACCAGGGCGAGGAGAUGACCGUCCAAGGGUCGUACCUCAUCGCCUGCGACGGCGCGCGCAGCGUGUUCCGCGAGGCGCUGGGCAUCUCGACGACGGGCGUCGGCCACCUCCGGAGCCUCUGCAGCAUCAUGUUCCGCUGCGCGCCCAUCGAGCACUACCUCGCCAAGGGCUUCGUCCAGUUCUCCAUCGAGGGGCGGGACGACGGCUUCGAGGCGUUCCUCGUCAGCUACCACGACGGGCGGUGGGCGCUAAUGUGGAACGCCGACGCCGACACGUCGCAGAAAAUGGACGCGCGGGCCCAGAAGGACUUCAUUCGGAAAGCCAUCGGGCUCGGUGAGGACGUCGUCAGGGACGAGGACGUCGAGCUGGUGACGAUUGGGCACUGGGAGAUGAGCGCGCGGAUCGCGAACAAGUUCUCCUCCGGCCGGGUGUUCCUCGCCGGGGACGCCGCGCACACGCUGCCUCCCAACCGCGGCGGCUACGGCGCCAACACGGGCUUCGCGGACGCGCACAACCUUGCAUGGAAGAUGGCCGCCGUGAGGGAGGGCCAGGCCGACCCGUCGAUUCUGGAGACCUACGACGAGGAGAGGCGGCCCGUGGCGCUGGUGCGGCAUGACCAGCUUUUUGCGCGGGACGACUACAAGACGUAUGUGCGGGGCGCCGAGUGGGCGACGACGGGGAGGGAGGUCAAACUCAUUGACGACAUUGCGAUGGAACUCGGGCAGAUUUACCGCUCCAAGGGGAUUCUUGGUUCGGAGGCGGCGGAGUUGCCUGAUGCGCUGCGGCCCGAUGAGUGGGCGGGCCAGCCUGGGACGAGGGCGCCUCACGUGGCGAUGGUGAGGGGCGAGGAGGAGAUUUCGAGUUUGGACUUGUUUGGGAGGGGGUGGGUCCUACUCUCGAGGGAUGGGGGUUGGGAAUCAGUCUCGAGGAAGGCCGGAGUCGAGUGUGAGUUUGUCCAUGUCGGGCAAGAUGUGAAGGAGGCGGAUGAGAGGGAGACGUUUGCGGGCAACUUUGGGGUGGGCGAGUCGGGGGCUGUGCUUGUGAGACCUGACGGGUUUAUCGCGUGGAGGUCGGCGGAGAGGGGGGAUGGUUUCGAGGCGGAGUUUUUGGAGGCCUUUCGAAGAGUCGCUUUUGCGAGAGGUUGA
Messenger RNA from Colletotrichum spaethianum, 1695 nucleotides. Its product is annotated as 4-methyl-5-nitrocatechol 5-monooxygenase. Bases 1 to 1695 code for a protein of 564 amino acids. Lineage: Eukaryota; Fungi; Ascomycota; Sordariomycetes; Glomerellales; Glomerellaceae. The record is from RefSeq and is a predicted model, not a curated record. The transcript has a single exon. Gene Ontology annotation, molecular function: FAD binding.